AUGCCAACGUCCUCGGACAAGAAGGCCCGAGGAGGCGGUGAUGCCGCCCGCACCGCGGGGUGCCUGGAUCUCCUGCACGGGGACGCGAAGAUGGCCGCGGCUGCGCGAUCCUCGGUCUGGGCAGGAGGCGUGCUCGCGCAGGACUCCGCCAACGUGGAGCGGGCCCACGCCUACAACGGCCUGGUGGUGGCCGCGUUGGGUCUGGAGGACGCCCUGCUGGCCGGGCGCGACGCGGAGCCCGAGUUGCAGGCCCUGCGCUCGGCGGCCGACGCGGCGGACCCCUUCGCCGCCGCGAUGCUCGCGUCGCUGCCGCCAGGCUGCACGCGGCAGCGCCGCGAGGACGGCACGGUGGCGACGGAGUCCGCGGUGCAACAAAAGCUGGCCGCCGAGCUGGACGGCCUGGUGGCCGCGGCCUUCGUGCCGCCGGGAGGCGGCCUGCUGGGCGAGCUGGUGGGCCAGCUGUUCCGCAAGGCGUACGUGCUGGACCCCGCCGCGGCCCCGCUCGAGCCCUCCACGCCGCAGGGCGAGCGCUCGGAGGUCAGGAGUAACCUGGAGGCUCUCGCCGGCGUUCUCGGCGGGCGUGGCGACCUCGCUGCGAGGCUCCAGACCCUGGAGGGCUCCCUCGGCGGUCUCUGCCGGGAGCGCGCGGCCUCGUGGCUCUCGGAGGCGCGGGACGCUCUCGUGUUGCAGCAGACGCUCCGCGCGGUGAAGGCCCGCGCCCAGUGCCUCAACUCGGUGCUCCUCUGA
Prorocentrum cordatum is the source of this 747-nucleotide messenger RNA. The record is from the annotation of a GenBank genome assembly. Lineage: Eukaryota; Dinophyceae; Prorocentrales; Prorocentraceae.